AUGUUGCAACACUACAAUAUGGAACUUCGGUUCCUCGAAACGCAAAGUCCGGGACCGCAGCUAACUAGGCCGCCUCUCCUUACUCUUCCGUCGGAGCUGCUUCAUCAAAUACUCGGCUACCUUAGUCUCUCGGACGUGCUGUCAGUGGGCCUGGUGAACAAAGUGCUACAGGAACACACCGUCCAGGAUAAUCUCUGGCAGUCAUUUGUCGAAGCCGAGAUUCCCCGCCCGGAUGUCAUCAAACCUCCCCGUUUGACAUGGCGAGAGUUGUUCCGACAGCACCACCCAUAUUGGUUCAUCGCAAGAAAUAAGAUUUGGUUUUCGGAUACGCCGAAUACGGGGAAGCUUCUUGUGGCAAGAUACGACCAUAGACUGAAUGCAAUCGAAGCCUAUGCACUUGUUGCGGAACGACAGAUUCCCGUGGCGUUGUCUUGGGCCAACCAUCCCGAGGCCAUUAUUCACACUUUUAGUCCACGGGUACAACUUGACCUUAAUGCGCCUGUCGUCCGACUCAACCGGGACGCCUACGAAGACGCUGUUGGAGAUAUGGGCUAUCGUCUACAGAAAGAAAUACCAAUGAGCUUAUACCGCGAGAGGCCUGGGCAGAAUGCAGGUGUAUUCUCGCGGCUCAUGCUCACUCGACCUUGGCCAAAAGACAUCACGACGAAUUCGACGCCCAUAUGGCCGCCGCUCACACUACCUAGUGUCGACCGGACGCGCAAUGACUACGUACCAUCUGGGUUUAGACAGCCCGGGCAAAAGCCAGCACAACUGGAUGAGCUCUCAACAUCAAAUUUCAGAUUGCGCAAGUGGAUGCAGUUUUCGACAGAAUCCCUCGGCAUGAGGAUGCGCAUUGGCGAGGACAUUACGACGUGGGCGACAUUGCCGGAGGAGUGCUACAUCCCGACGCCACAGAAGCCGUGGCAGGGGAUUUGGUGCGGCGACUAUGCCGGGCAUGGCUGCGAGUUUCUUGCCAUUAUGCAGCCGGAUAAUCCCAAGCCCCUGCCCGAACGAGCGGAGUGGGUCAUGCGAAGUAGGUAUCGAGAAGACAGCGUCAGCAGUGGUGGAUCGUGGACAACGGCGCCGACUGAUACGGCAACAUCGGAGGGUGGUGAUGAGGAAGUGGAGAAUGCAGGCGAUCUAGAAGACAGCGUCGCUACCCUCCAACAAGCCUAUCACGAACAAGACCUAGAUUCCCCUACCUCGGCAAGUCCUGCUGACCAAGACGAAACAAUCUACCGCGGUCGCAUCGAAGCUGUCAAACUAACAGGUGACCCAAACAUUCCCCGGGGUGAAUACACGUUCAUCGCUCCGGAUAUCGGUCCAAACGGGCUGAUCAGAGUUGCUACCGAGGAGAUUUUCAAGGGUGCGAGGAUCGUGAAGAGUGUUGGGCAUAUUGCGGCUACAGGGUUUAGAGAUGACGACUAUAUGUCGUCGCAGCUUAUUCUUAUCAAUCAUGAUCGCAUUGCGCAGUACUGGGAGACUUUUGGUCAUGUAUCGUUUUAUCAGCGGGUGGAUGUUGAUGCGUUUACCAGGGUGGCGUGA
Molecule: messenger RNA, 1545 nt
Organism: Pyrenophora tritici-repentis Pt-1C-BFP
Lineage: Eukaryota; Fungi; Ascomycota; Dothideomycetes; Pleosporales; Pleosporaceae
Product: F-box domain containing protein
Molecular function (GO): protein binding
Source: RefSeq, a predicted model, not a curated record